GGCGGCCCAGCGCUGCUGAGGCCCCGGAGCCGCGGCGCAGGGCGGCGGGAGCGGGCGGCCGCGGCGUGGGCGGCGGUGCUGGGCCGGCGGGCGGCCGGGCGGGGCUGAGGCAGGGCCGGGAAGCCGGGAAGCCGGGAAGCCGGGAAGCCGGGAAGCCGCCGCCACCGCCUCGGCCGGGGAUCUCGGGCCCCGGGUGGGCUCGGCAGGGCCCCGCCCCGCCACGCCCCUGCGCGCCGAGCAGGCCGAGGCGGAGCGGCGCGCCCCCCGCGACGCCGGAGCCCGAGCCCGAACGCAGCGGCAUCCAAGCGGGAACCGGAGCGGGAGCGGAGCCAGAGCGGGAACCUGAGCUGGAGCCGAAGCUGGAGCCGGCAGUGCGGCGCACGGAGCGGAGCGAGGCAGCCAAGCCGAGUAAGGGGCGUGGGGCCGGGGGCGGCGCUGGGGAGGGGCGGGGAGGGGGUCCCGGUCCCUUCCCCCGCGCUCUGCUGCGGCCCCGGCGCAAGCACACACCCGGGGUCGCUCAGCGCGGUCCGCGGCGGAUCCGCAGCGCGCUCCGAACAGGAACCCCGCUCUCCCGCGGACCCCGGCCCCGACCCCCGCGCCCCCGGGCGGGCCACCGGGACUCGCGCGGGCCGUGGCUGCCCCUGAGCAUGCCAUCGGGCCGCAGGGACGGAGAGGUCUCCCGGUUCUUGCCCGACUUGAGUCCCAAACAAACAUCCACCCCACGGAGGGAGCAUAAGACAGUCUUCACGACCCCGCGCCCUCGGUUUCGCGGACCCCUGAACAACCCACCCAAGAAGGGUAAACUAGGACGCACUUUUCGUCGGGGUAGGAGAGGAAAGGGGCUCUGGGCUUUGUGGAGUUUGAAGCUAGAACCCACCCCCGCCCCUCGAGCCGGGAAGUUUGACCCUCCGGCGGGCGGGCCACCAGGGCCAUGCCCCCGCUUCGAUGCCUACCACGCUGGCCUGUCUCAGCACCAUCGGUGGGAGAGGUGGUGUCCCCGCCGCACCUUCUCCAGCUCCGGGGCCGACUUUCCCUGGCGCGGUAAGCGGGACUCGAGGCUGAGUCCGAGGCGGCUGCUCUGGCUGGCUGCGCAGCGCCAAGCGGUACAGCCGCCUCUCCCUAAUCGCUCUCGCAAGUUGGGUAGUGCCCACCAGACCCACGGCAGACUCGCACGACCCUCCCCCUCUCCCCAUCGGCCCGGCGGUCCUGAGGCUGGCGCGCGGAGGACCCAGGGCUGCCCUCCUGAUCCCACGCGCCGUGCCAGCGGAGAUGGCCAGGCCCAGGCUGGGAAGGGGAGGGCACCAGUGACAGGUGUGAGCGGCGGGGGCUCCAGGAGCUUGGUCCUUGGUCUUGAUUCACACAGUCCAUGGGCACCUGCCUUGCGCAAGCCCCCCCUGACUCUCCUCAAACAUGCUGACUGCUCUACUGGAACAAGUGGCUUCACCUCCCUGUGCCUCAAUUGCCUCUGCUGACCAGCGACUGAGCCACGAGGCACCAGAAAUGAUAACCCUUGGAGAGGAAAUGAAGCCCGUGGCUGACUGAGAGGUUAGAAGUUCAGAGCUGGAAGGGCCCCAGGAAGAGAUCUGCCCAGUCUGUGCAGCUGGGGCUUCAGACCCAGAGCAGAACCAAUGAGGCCCAAGGCCUGGGAGAGGAUGCUGGAAUCCUUGGGGUGGCAUGGAGGGUGUAGGUAACCAGGAGCAUCGUUGGGAAGAAAACAAGUGUCCAGCUUGUGGACACCCGCGUUAGUCCUGCUCACCUGUGCCCCAGCUGUGAGAAUGGGGGGAUGUGGGGGGUCUGUCCACAUGCUGCCUGGUGGGGACCUAGUGAGACAGGCAGAAUGGGCUGCCUCCUGGGGGCUGUUUCUACACAAACCCCCCCCCCCGGGUCGUCUUCUUCCUCUGUAGCCUACUCCCACCCCUCCCCCAUUCACCCACCAGGGAGUCACAUCCCAGCAUCUUCCAUAAUCCUCACCUCUUCUUCCCAAAGGAGUUAAUCAGAAACUAAUUUAGGAGGUUUGUGUCACCUGGUUCACAGAGUGGAGUACAGCCAGGCAGCAACGUGAUGGGGAUACGGGCACCUCCUUCAGUCUUGGGGAAUAAUCAGUUAGACACACUCAGAUGCCUGUUACCUGAAGCCUUUGCCCUGGAAGUGCUCACAGCACAGGGUAAGGGACGAGAAGGUGGCAGCCAGCUCUCAGCCUCCUGAAGAGAGAAACUGAAGCCAGGAGGGCUUCUGAGUCCCCCUGGCACAAAGUACAGUUGUGGCUGAGAGCACGGCUUCUUGGAGCUGGACUGCCUGGGUUUAUGGCUUGUGAUUCUGGGCAGGAGAUUGACCUUUCAGAGCCUCAAUUUCCUCUUGAAAAGGGGAACAAAUAGUCUACAUCUCCCAGUAUAGUUGCGAGGACUGGAGAAACAAUAUACAGGAAACACGUGGCGGGGACGAAUGGACCCCUCGCAAUGGCCUUGCUAUGUCUGCAUUGUGAACAUGCACUGAAUGCAUGCUCUUUCCCAAGCAUAAGUAUUUUCUCUCUGGAGUCUGAGGACAGCCCUCUGAUCUAAGUACUAUAAUUGCCCCUAUUUUAUAGAUGAGAACACUGAGGCUUAGAAAGGUUAAGGACUAACUUUGCUAAGUAUAGAAAACUUAAAACAUCACUAUGACUCAUCAUAAUUUUAUGAGUUUGUAAAACUGAUAAUUAGCACAUUGCAUCUUAGACGAUAUGUAAUUAGUUAAUGGAAUGCUUCCUCAAUGGAGAUCUUCAAUCAUUGUAUCUUUAUGUGUUAAUUGCCCAUGGGCUAUAGAAUUUUUAGAGACAUCUUCAUUUUUUUUCUAUUCAAACAGUAUCAAACUGAUGUAAAAGAGCAGCUCCCCCCGCAUUUAUUCCCUAUCUCUCUUCUCUCCAUUUUUCUCCAUAGCGCUUAUCACCCCCAACAUUUAUAUAUCUUACUCAUUUGUUUAUUGUCUGCCCUCAUCAAUAUAAUGUAAACUCCCCAAAGGCAGGGACUUUUAACCAUUUUGCUCACUCUCAUAUCCCCAGGGACUAGAACAAUAACCAGCACUUCGUAUGCUUUGCAAAUUAUAAAGUGUUUUACAAACAUAAGGUCUAUUAUUGUUAUUAUUAUUGCCAAGUGUCUAGUUUGCCUGAAGAUAAACCUUAAGGUUCACGGCAGAAACUGUUCUCUCAAAAAUCUGGCAAAUAGGACCUGCUCAAGCGCCAGGGAAAAUGUGAUGAAGGUUAAAAGCAGUGGAGAUUAUUUUCCUAACAUGUUAAUAAAGCUCCUUAUCAGUAAGUUCAAAGACAAGUUAACUUUUUUAAAUUUUGGCAAAAAAUGGCAUGUUCAAAGGCAAUUACAUUAGCGCUUAAAACUUCCGAUGAGUUAACUAUCACUGAUUUAUUCAGUUAAUUAUUCUUUAUUUUGUUAGCAUAAAAGGUGUUUCUAAAUCUUCAUUUUAAUGAUUUUUCAGAUUAUAAAAGUAAUACAUGUUCAUUGAAGAAAAUUUGGAAAAUCAUUCUUAAAAAAUAAAAGAACAUAAAAAGCCUCCUCCAUCCCACCACUGCCCAGAGAGUUCGUGACUGUGGGUAUUUUAGUCUAUUUCCUUUUAAUCUUUUUCUAUGUGUGAAUAUUUUCUCUAGUUUUUUUUUUUUUUUUGCCCUUACAAAAUAAGGAUCAUAUUGUAGGCAGAGUUCUAGAACCUGCUUACCUGGUGGGGUUUUUCCCCCCUCUUAACAGUAUACUGAAAGUCUUUUCUGUUAUUAAAAUUUCUUUAAAAACAUGAUUCCAUGGCUAUACAAUAUUCCAUUAUAAGCGUAUGCCAAACUUUUCUCAGCCUCUCCUCUCUUAUUGGACACUGGGGUCGCAUCCCAUGUUUCACCACUGUAAUAAUACUUUUCUAUGCCCUCUUUGGUGUUUUCUGGGCCCUGAAUCAGGCUUCUCUACACCCUUGGUCAGGACCUAUUUGCUGAUUUGCAGAUGGACCGGUUUGUGUAGUUAGUCAGUAUGUCAAGUCUUAGAAGUUGGGCCUUGGUGGCAGCGGGGAAGGCAGCUGAUCCAGUAGAGGACUGCUCCAGGUAAAUUAAGGCAACCUGAAGACCCAGUAACCUCCACGCAUUUCCUGACCAACCCAGUGUAGCACACAUGUGGCCAGAUGUUGCAUGGGGACAGAAGGCCUCCUUGCUGCAGAGGCUGUCACACACUUGGAUCCCUUUUCUAACAUCAGGACCAAGUUACUUGUUUGCAAACCUCUGUGUCCUCUGCCAGCCUCUCUGCCACCGUCCUCUCACUCUUUUUCAUUUGCUUCUUCAUUUAAUCACAUGACAAACGUUUACAGGCAUACCUCGUUUUAUUGCUCUUCAUAGAUAUUGCUUGUUUUUACCAACUGAAGUUUUGGAGCAACCUUGCGUCAAGCAAGUCAUAUCCAUGCCAUUUUUCCAACUGCAUUUGCCCACUUCAUGUCCCUUAUGUCACAUUUUGGUGAUUCUCACAACAUUUCAAACUUUUUCAUUGCUGUUGUAUUUGCUGUGGUGAUCUGUGACCAGUGAUUUUUUUUUUUUUUUUGCUGUACGCGGGCCUCUCACUGUUGUGGCCUCUCCCGUUGUGGAGCACAGGCUCCGGACGCGCAGGCUCAGCAGCCAUGGCUCACGGGCCCAGCCGCUCUGCGGCAUGUGGGACCUUCCCGGACCGGGGCACGAACCCGCUUCCCCUAGCAUCGGCAGGCGGACUCUCAACCACUGCGCCACCAGGGAAGCCCUUUUUUUUUUUUUUUUUUGGUGACCAGUGAUUUUUGAUGUUACUGUCACAAAAAGAUUACCACUCACUGAAGGCUCAGAUGAUGGUUAGCGUUUUUUAGCAAUAAAGGUUUUUUUUCUUUUUUUUUUUUUUUUUUGGCCACGCCAUGCGGCAUGGGGGAUCUUAGUUCCCAGACCAGGGUUCGAACCCGAGCCCCCUGCAUUGGGAACAGGGAGUCUUAACUGGGCCGGCAGGGAAGUCCCAAUAAAGUAUUUUUAAAUUAA
This is a messenger RNA of Orcinus orca (killer whale), 5008 nucleotides long. RefSeq lists its product as uncharacterized. The record is from RefSeq and is a predicted model, not a curated record. The coding region runs from base 648 to 1472 and encodes 274 amino acids. NCBI's taxonomy places the organism in Eukaryota, Metazoa, Chordata, Mammalia, Artiodactyla, Delphinidae. The transcript is spliced from 2 exons.